UGACGGCCAUUCGGAAAAGUUUGACUUGCAGAUGGAUUAUAACUAUGACCAUGAAUUUAGAGAAACGGGUCCAUUUUCCGUUAAUGCUAGUAUUUCUAAUAGUGUUAGUACUAAAGAAUUUGCCAGGGAUAUAACCAUUGUUGAAGUCUUAGAGAAUCUUCAGAUAGCCACAAAUCCACCUCAUGCCGCUAUAAAUCUUCCUAUUGCCCUAGAUGUUGUCUUGUACAGAGCACCAACCGGUAACGACUGUCUUAUCACUGUUAACUAUGGAGGAGGUAUUCCUGAUGUCGUUGAUAGACCACGUACAGGAUCUGGUCAAAAUGGCAAAGACACCUUGCCAGAGGUUACAUAUACAACGCUUGGUACUAAGACCAUCACUGUUACGGUCAAAUCUCCCUUAGAGAGUCUCACACAGACAUUAGAUAUUGAAGUGCAGGAUCCAGUAAAAGGUGGAUUUACGGUAACUGCAGGGCCAGACGCUAAUGGAGAAUUUACACAUCCAGGCCCAGCAACCUUUACAAUAGUAUAUACGGGAAACGUGAUGCCAACUGAUGCCAGCUAUUCAAUUAGUUUGGGUGAUGGUGAAUUCAUAAAUGGAUCUUUUGCCACCCUAUUUGCAACAGUUCCUGGUACUGCGACUUUGUCACAUUCUUUCACUAACGAUGGUACGUUUUCUGCUGCCAUGACUAUCUACAACUUAGCCUCAUCAGAAACCACAAGUUUCAAUACUGGCUCUUAUAUAGCUAUCGCAGAUUCAGCUGCAGCGAUUACUUACAAACCUGCCUUGCCACUAGAUGCACCAGAGGAGACUGGACUGCUAAAUCAAGUUGGGAAAUUCCCGAGAGAUAGGCCUAUCAUAUUCACAAUGACCCAUACAUCAGGAACAAUUGAAGGUUAUGACAUAAGUUAUAAUCUAAAGAGUGGUGGUGGUCUAACCUAUACCAGUAGCAAAACAAAAAGUCCCUUUGAAAUAGACUUUCCAGGGAGUGGUUUAUUUGAGGUACAAAUCACUGCUAAAAAUCCUCUGUAUAGCAACGCCAUGACGACUGAGGUUACCAUCCUAGAUAGAGUUGUUGGUACCAACAUCACAGAUCUUGUACCAAAUAAGGGAUCCGGUGUCUUAAAGAAAUUUGGUAUUGAAUUUGAUAUCCAAGGAGACCAAACUUGUCUGAGUAUUGAUUUUGGAGAUGGUAUUCAGCAGUCAUUAUCAGAUGAUCCGACCUACUGUAGCCCAUCUACAUUUCAACACAUAGGAGCUCUAACUGGUGUGACAGAAAUUAAACACACCUACAAUGCCAAUGGCUAUUACACCGUUGUAGCCACUGCUUAUAACAGCUUUUCAAACUCGUCUAAUUCAAUCAGUGUACCUGUAUCCAGAGCGGAAUGCAAAGAUCCUAUAGUAACCAUCCUGGACCAGAGCUUUCAGUUUUAUAAUCCAAUGAUUGUAAAGAAAGGCAAGCAAUUCUCAAUCAUUGGUCAAUCAGACAUCCUUUGUUCAACUACUCUGGAAAAUAUAAAGACCUGGUCAAUUGAAACCGUGGAUGAUAAUAGUGGAGAAGUUACUGGUGUAAUUGAUUUAUCAUCAUAUUCAACAAGGACAAAUGCUGAAUUAUACAUUCCUGCAAGAUCAUUAGAUUAUGGUCUGUACAAAGCUACUUACAGCAUGGAAAUGUCUGGUGCUGACUUUGAUGGAGGGCGAUUUGUAACCGCAUCUUACACAUAUUUCCGUGUAGAUGAAUCAGAUAUAGUUGGUAUAAUACAACAAGGUGGUAUCAGUGAAAUAGUCCGAGGUCUUCAACCUAUUACUUUAGAACCACACAAGUGGUCAUUUGAUCCAGAUGAUAUAACACCGAUUGGUUCUCAGACAUUUGACACUUAUACAUGGAACUGCACACCAGCCAAUCUCAAUGCCACAGUAGCACAUUGUGAUGACAUGGUUCCAACUACAACUGUGGGCAGUCCAGUGACAGUUGACUUGGCAAAGGCGGUUGUUAAUGCUGAUUUUCGAUUCUGUGUGGUUAUAAAGAAAGGUACCAGAGCCACCACUGCUUGUUUGGUUGUUCAGUUAGUGCCUGGAGCUCCGCCGGAUGUUUAUCUUGAGUGUACUGCUAGUUCAGUUUGUAAUCAGUUAGCUGAUGGCCAGUUAAUACCACCUUCUGGUCGUCUGGGAGUAAAAUGUGAAUGUACAUCUUCAUCAUGUGCCAAUUUACAACUGGAAUAUAGCUGGAUAUUUUAUGUAUAUGACUAUCGUUGGCCAUGGAAGGAUAUCCGAGACAUACAAAAAUAUGCUAUCGGUAUUGAUUCAAAGGAGUUAGCCAUCAACCAAAAUCUAUUUGAAGAUUACCCUGAAGUCACACGAUUCCGAGCAGGAUGUACUGCUAACAUAGCAGGUCAUAGCGAGGUUGGAAAGGCAUACAUGAACUUCAUGAUCAACAGUAAACCAGAUAAUGGAACGUGUACUGUAGAUAAAACGGAAGGAGUUGUCAGUACUAAUAAAGCUUUUUGUAUUACGUGUGAAAACUGGUAUGAUGAACAGGGAAUCGCUGAAUAUCAGAUCAUUGUUCGACUAAAGGAUGAUGAUGUUUUCCGUGAGGUUAUGGCCGUUACUACGUUUGAUGGACCGCUGUGUUUAGAUCUGCCGAUGGGAGCAAAAUACAAUGCAUUUAAAGAAGAUCUCUUGGUUCGGAUAAAAGAUAACUUAGGUUCUGUUAGAGAAGUCCUUGUUAGUGAAGUAACCGUCAGUCCACUUUCUGCUGCUGAAUCCCAAACUCUGAUUACACAGUUCCUCAACAAUCAGUUUGAUCCAUUUGAUAAGGUUUAUGCAGAAGGAAAUACCAAUACAGUGGCUGCCAUUACAUCCAAUCUGGUAGCUAUACUCAACAGUGACAGUAAGAAGGCUCAAUCAGAAUAUGCUGGAGUUGGUGUAGCCAGUAGUACAACGAAUACAGGUUUUGGUCCAUCUGAUGCUGACAGAGACGGUGCCUUUAUUACGAGUGAGAGUUCCAGUAAUCCAGUUUUAAAUCAGAAAUAUGAAGAGGAGAAAGACCUCCGAUCACAGUUGAAACAACAAGCUGUAGAAGCUCUAUCUAAAGUAACAACAGGUAGUGUAACAGCUGUUAAACAGAUAUCAAGCAGUCUGUCGGAAUUCGUUCAUUAUCCAGAAGAAGUUACACUUAAAUCUGCCACCUUGGCCAUCAACAAAACACUUGAAAUGGCUAAAUAUAUGGCAGAAUUGAAGGAUGUUUCAUAUGAAGAUCGGAAGUCUACCUUCAUUUAUAUGGCUGCUACACUGGGCGGUGCUUUAGAUGCAAUUGGAUUUAACGGCGAUAACCCGUCAUUAACUGAACUCGACGAAGCUCAAGAUCUGCCUAUAUUUAAAAUAUAUGACACAGACUGGGAAAACCCUGACGGAGGUAUAACAGCUGGUAAUUUGGAAGAAGCUAUGGGAGAACAUGGUAAACAUACCCAUAAAACCUAUGCUGGAUCAGAAUCUUCUGCAUUCAUCGAUAAAGCAACAGAAACCAUGUUACUUUUAGCUCAAGGUUUCUCUACAAACUCAGUACCUGGUGAAUCAAUUCCGUUUACAACAAACAGACUAAAGGGUGUUGUUACUAAUCAAGAUGCCAAAGCUCUGCUAGGGAAUCCAGUUACGAUUCCUGACUCGAAUGCUACAUUAUUAUUACCAAAUAACAUUAAUGCUUUGUUCCCUGGAAGUAACAAAACAGAGAAUGACUCCUUCGUAUUACAGUUACUUCAAACAACCAGUGUUCCUUACCAAUACUCAGAAGGCUCCAAAUCUUUGGCAGCAGAUUCCAAUGGUUUGGUUAUUGAUAUAUUUGAUGAUAAUGGAGAUGUUCGAGUUAUCAAGAAUUUAGUGACCCCUAUUGAGUUUAAGAUACCUCGCGAUGUAAAUGCACCUGUACCCAAAUACAAAGAAGCCGACCCAUUUGUUGCGGAAUGGGACUACUUUUAUUACCAUAGGGUGAACAUAACCAAGAAGGGUGCAUCUCUACACAUCCAGUUCGACAUAUCCAAUAGUACCACCAAGUUUCUAGUAGUUGUUAAAUUCGGCGAAUUUCCAGAUAUUGAAAAAAAAAUUUGUGAUUUUGUUGGUGUUAUUCCCGAUGACAACAUGCCAGCCCAAUAUCGUUACACUUACUUCUUAGAUAACAGAAACGUUAGUGAUUUUAUUGGUAGUGUCUAUAUUGGUGUACGUAAAAUUAUUGAACCGGAGGAGAUUCCCGCUAACUACCAAACAUGCGCUGAUAUUCCAGAAUAUGAAAAAGGUUCUGGUAAACCAGAUAACAAAUACAAUUUCAGAGUCUUCUCCACCGGGUGUUAUUUCUUCAACAAAUCCCUCAGUGAUUGGUCGACAGAGGGAUGCUGGGUUGGUCCAGAAACAGAUGAAGGUGCAACCCAUUGCUUCUGUAACCAUUUAACAACAUUUGCUGGUGGCUGGGUAGUAGUACCAAAUACCAUUGACUGGAACUUUAUAUUUUCUAAUGCUGACUUUGCCAAGAAUCCUACACUAUAUAUUACAGAAAUUGUUAUCGCCAUUCUUUAUUUAUUUGCUGUUGUUUGGGCAAGACGAGAAGAUAAAAAAGAUUUAGAAAGGAUUGGUGUAACACCAUUAAAGGAUAAUGAUCCCAGAGAUAAAUAUUACUAUGAAGUUGUUGUUAUUACUGGAAUGCGAAGAAAUGCUGGUACUGAUUCAAAGGUAUGUUUUAUCAUGUCCGGUGAACAUGAUGAAACCGAUGUCAGAAUGUUUACAGAUGAUAAAAGGAAGAUUUUCCGGCGUGGAGCAGUCGAUUCUUUCCUUGUCGCAGUUCCAAGACCUCUCGGUACCCUGAACUAUGCUCGCGUGUGGCAUGAUAAUUCUGGUAAAGGUAAAAUGGCAUCCUGGUAUUUGAAAUAUCUAAUGGUAAGAGACAUACAGACCAACCAACGGAGCGUUUUUAUUUGUAAUAAAUGGUUUGCUGUAGAGGAAGACGAUGGACAGGUUGAUCGAGUUAUUCCUGUAGCUGGUAAAGCUCAGAUGACAGAAUUUGGACACCUAUUUGCUGAAAAGUCCAAAAAGAGUCUUAUUGAUGGCCAUCUUUGGUUUUCUGUGGUAGCCAGGCCAGCACAAAGUAGAUUUACUCGAGUACAACGUGUGUCUUGCUGUUUACUUCUUCUGUUUGUAUCUAUGUUGGGUAAUGCCAUGUUUUAUGGUACUGCCACUAGCAGUUCAACAACUUAUACAUUCGGACCAUUUGCUUUGUCUCCUGAACAGAUAUUUAUUGGUAUUGCUGUUAAUCUCAUAAUCUUUCCAAUCAACUUCUUUGUCAUGACUCUGUUCCGUAAAUCACGUGCCAGGAAAAUGAAACCAUCAAGAAUAGACGAAGCUUUGAAACGAGGUGGACUUUCCCCAGCGUCAAAUGCAGAGGGAGAAGUGAAAUCCGAUAUGGGAGGAGUAUGGAUGAGUCGCUCUCCAACAAUGAUGGCAGAGAAUCGGGCUGGUACUUCAGCAUCCAUGAGACCGGAAACAUCGUUCUCCUCUGUGUCCAGAAUGGGCGAGAGAAAUUAUGAAGCCCUCCGAGUCGAAAAGAAAAAGAAGAAAAAGAAGUUUGAGUUUCCCUGGUGGUGUAGUAUUUUGGGUUGGAUUCUUCUCUGGUUAGGUGUUGGUGUGUCUGUUGCCUUUGUUACAUUCUAUGGUAUAACAUUCCAAGAUGAGAAAUGUAAGAAAUGGAUCACCUCCAUGCUGACAUCCUUCUUCACGUCCGUAUUCAUCACACAACCGGUGAAGGUGUUCUUAACAGCCAUCUUCUUCUCGCUUGUUGUGAAGAACCCGGGGGAGGAGGAGGAGGACGAAGUAGAAGACGAGGAAGCUCAUAAACUUGGUGCCGAUGAGGAAUAUUUGCACUUUGAAGACGGAUAUGGUGCUACUAGACCAAGGAAAAUUGGUUACAAACCCCCAGAUCCAGCAGAACUUGAAAAGGCCAGGAUUCAAAGACUUAAUGAGAUUAAGAUGUGGGAGAUAGUACGGGAAAUAGUAUUCUAUGCUUUCUUCUUGUGGAUUCUCAUGGUCAUCAGUUACAGAAACAGAAGUCCCGAUGCAUAUUACUAUAAAGAUAGUCUGCAGAAAACAUUUAUUGAGAACACUGAGACAAAUCACUGGUUUUCAAAGGUUCGAAAUACAGCAGAAUAUUGGAAAUGGGCUAAGAGUGGUCUAUUAAAUGGAAUACGUGCAAGCAACUACUACAACUCUGACCCUCCUUUACUUUUGAGAGGUUUUGUAAAUGAUAAAGUAUCUCGUAUUAUGGGUUAUGCUACAAUGAGACAAUUACGAGUUCGACCAGGUUUAUGUGACAUUAGAGGUGUCAUGAAGAACGUCAUUCAUGAAUGUAACGAACCAUAUUCAUUGUCUAAUGAAGACGAGGAAACUUACAUGCCCGAGUGGAAAAAAUUGAACAGCACACAGUCUGAAAAUGAUACAGGGUUACCAUGGGUAUUUUCCAAAGCAGAUGUUUUGAAUGGUUAUCCUUACUGGGGAGUACUGGAACUAUAUGGUGGAGGAGGGUAUGUUCAGAGACUUCAAGGAUCUAAGGAUGUUAUUAAUCAGACUUUCAAAACUCUUGAAAGCCAGAACUGGAUUGAUCGAUACACAAGGGCAGUUUUUGUUGAAUUCACCAUCUACAAUCCACAAGUAAACCUCUUUGCCAUAGCCACAAUUGUAGCUGAAUUUGAUGCCAGCGGUGGUGUUACGACGUCAUACCGUUUUGAACCGGCCAUGCUUCUUCCGUAUAUGUCAUCUGUUAUGUUAUUUCAGAUAGCUUGUGAAGUAAUUUACCUUCUGUUUACAGCCUGGUUUAUUAUUAAGGCAGUAAAGAAUAUCUUCAAAGAGAAGAUAAAAUACUUUUUUGUUUUCUGGAAUAUCAUUGAACUUGGUAUUAUCGCUGUAUCAUUAGGGGCAGUCAUCGUUUAUUUCUACCGUCUUAACGUCACCAACGAGCUGACAGCCAUCUUUGCCCGUUCCCAUGGCAAUGAGUAUAUGAAAUUUCAAUAUGCUGGAUACUGGAACGAAAUUUUCACAUACAUGAUUGGUUGGUUGGUAUUCUUUGGAACACUUAAAUUCCUAAAAUUGCUUCGAUUUAACAAACGAAUGGCACUGGUUGCAGCUACAUUAAAAAAUGGCUCGAACAGUCUUAUCCACUUUGGUAUCAUUUUCCUCAUUGUCUACAUGGCUUUCAUGCAGUUGUUCUACUUGACCUUUAUGAACCUUAGUACGACCUUCUCGACCUUUGUAACCUCCAUGGAAUCUGGUGUGUUAAUGAUGAUGGGUAAAUUUGAUAUUUACAGUAUGUUGAUGAUUGAACCAUUCCUAACCCAGUUGUUUGUCUUCUGCUUCGUGGUAACCAUCACUUUUAUUCUUGUAAAUAUGUUCUUGUCAAUUCUAAAUGAAACAUUCGGAGCCGUCAGAGAGGACAUGAACAAGGUCAAUAACGACUAUGAGAUUGUCGAUUUCAUGGUAGGUCGCUUUAAGCGCUGGACUGGAAUUGGAGCUGCACCUGCUAACACUCUCCAGCCAUCCGACUUGAUGACUGAUGCGAAGGGGAGACCUAUCAGUGGACCACAAGAUAAUGUUACCCAUUUCCCUGAUAGAAUCGACAAGUUACUGAAUUCUAUUUCAAACAUCUACAUGGAUGAAAACGGUAUUGCUCGUCGAAUGAACCAGAAGGAGGCAGCCCAGAACAAAUCAAACAUGAAGAGCAUGUUCAGAGGUAAUAGUUCACAUGAUAAUGAUGGGCUUACAGAGGUUCAGAACUAAGCAGUAUAUUAGUAUAGUGAUUAUUGGUAUCUAUAUUUGUGUCUUUAUGUGCUAGUAUUAGCUAAAAUUAACACAUCUGGUACUAAAAACUUUAUCAUUUAAAUAUAUGAUUCAGUUACCUUUUCCGUCCAGUCUGAUCCCAAAAUAUAACUGCUGUAUGAAAAUCAAAGACCAGGUGGUCUCAAAUUUUGAAAGGACCUGAACUAGGCUUGACUUAUGCAAGGAUGUAUAAUAAAUACAAAAGAAAAUAUUUUUUUAAAAAAACAUUAUUUGUUAAUAAAUUAUACUGCAUUUCUAUUACUGUUAAAUGGAAACUGUUAAAAGAUAUAAAUGAGUUCCUUUAAAUUUGAAAUUUUACCUCACUUACCCAAAAAUAAUUGUUAAAGUUUUAUGACAACAAUGAUAUUAUUUUGUAGAAUCUUGUUAAUUAGAGUAAAUAAUAACUUUGUUGUGAAGUAUGGAUAUUGUGAUAACGACAGGGGUAUUUCCCUUAAUUAGACUUGCUUAUAUCCAUAGAAAAUAUUAAAGUCCCGUGGAACAAAAAAGUAUAUUUUUGAAAGAAAAAGGACGAAAUUAACCCAUGUAAAAUGUGAUAUGAAUAUAAAAGACAUUUAUUUUCCAAAGAUUUAUAAAAAAAAAAUGUUAUGCUUUGAAAUACCCUCUUUUUUGUCAUUCCCAUUUUUUGAUAUUCUCUGAAACUGCUGUUGAAUUAUUGUUUAUUUUUUUAUAUGGGAUUACCAAUAACGUAUAAUACAAUGGUUUCACCAAUAUCAUCAUUUUACUCCCUGGAUUUAUUUGGAGAAUAUUGUUAUUGAUAUAGAAACUUAUAUAUUUAUUAUGUGAACGGUAUUAUCCCCAAAUGUGUGGUUCAAUCUGCUGGUAUUCAAUAUGAGUACAAAUAUAUAUACAUUCCAUAUAAUGUUGUAACUAAUUUUGUUUAGCUCGUGUUCUGUGUUAAACUCUGUGUUUUUUAUUGUCAACCGUUUGGCCUUGAAGUGCUGAAACUUUUCUUAUCGAUUCCGUCCAAUCUUUAAGACUUUUCUUGAUGAAAAAUAAUAAAUAAUAAUAAAGUAGUGUGCAAUGUUGUU
Patella vulgata (common limpet) is the source of this 8895-nucleotide messenger RNA. RefSeq lists its product as uncharacterized. The record is from RefSeq and is a predicted model, not a curated record. Gene Ontology annotation, cellular component: membrane. The coding region runs from base 32 to 7807 and encodes 2591 amino acids. The transcript is spliced from 30 exons. Gene Ontology annotation, biological process: detection of mechanical stimulus. Lineage: Eukaryota; Metazoa; Mollusca; Gastropoda; Patellidae. Gene Ontology annotation, molecular function: protein binding; calcium channel activity; calcium ion binding.